This is a messenger RNA of Drosophila melanogaster (fruit fly), 813 nucleotides long. RefSeq names its product Inhibitor-3 (gene I-3). The record is from RefSeq and is marked reviewed. NCBI's taxonomy places the organism in Eukaryota, Metazoa, Arthropoda, Insecta, Diptera, Drosophilidae. The transcript has a single exon. Bases 86 to 733 code for a protein of 215 amino acids. Gene Ontology annotation, molecular function: protein serine/threonine phosphatase inhibitor activity.
CAGUAGUAUACAUAACAUGUAAAUUGUAAAGUUUUUCUUUUUAAUACAUCCAAAUUUCUAAGCGUAUAUUUCUGAUUUUGUUAAUAUGGAUUCGAAUUGCGAUUUAUCGAUGGUCAAUGGUCAAACGGAGCCCAAAGACCCAAAAUGGGCGUCGUCGUCAACCCAGAUAACUUCUCGGGCAUCGGAAACCUUUUCCGGAGUUGGCUCGGCGAUAAGCACUGAAACGUCCUUGCAGCCAGUGGCCGCGCCCACGAUGUACUGCCUCCGAUUGGCGCAGCAGAGGCCGAUAACCGAACGGCACGUCCACUUUCAUGCCGGCGUUAUCGAUAACGAGCACAUGAACCGGCGCAAAUCGAAAUGCUGCUGCAUCUAUCGAAAGCCACAUCCUUUCGGCGAGAGUUCGUCCUCCACGGACGACGAGUGCGAACACUGCUUUGGUCAUCCCGAGGUGAGAACUCGCAAUCGGUUGGAAAAACAGCGGAUACAGGAACAGCAAAAUGGGUGCAGUUGCUGUCAUCAUCACCAUCGACUUCAUAGUAAUCGGAAUAAUCGACCGCCUACCGAAGAGAUCGCGCAGCAUAAGGAUGAUCUGGCCAAAGAGGAACCAAAAUCGGUAGUCAACAAUGAAAGUAGUCUAAAACUUUUAAACGAGGAAAAUGUAAAAUCAUCUAAACCAGAAAAAAAAAAUAAUUCAAAUAACCGCCUCGAAGUAACUUUUGUAGAGCUUGAUUAAAAUUGGAAUUUUGCAAGUUUAAGUACCCGAUACUCGUGUUGAAUUAGUAACCAAGAAUAAAAAAAAACUGUAUAACUUGU